Molecule: messenger RNA, 792 nt
Organism: Brassica oleracea var. oleracea
Lineage: Eukaryota; Viridiplantae; Streptophyta; Magnoliopsida; Brassicales; Brassicaceae
Product: probable pre-mRNA-splicing factor ATP-dependent RNA helicase
Exons: 2
Coding region: 1-792 (263 amino acids)
Cellular component (GO): intracellular anatomical structure
Molecular function (GO): ATP binding; RNA binding
Source: RefSeq, a predicted model, not a curated record
AUGAUGAUGAAGAAGAAGUCAGAACGUAGGAAUCUCCCAGUAUGGGGGCAAAAAGAAGAGUUUCAACGAACAUUCAAGGAGAAUCAGAUGGUGAUGGUGACGGGUGAGACCGGUAGUGGUAAAACAACGCAGAUCCCACAGUUUGUUUUAGAAGCAAUGAUGGAUGAAAUCCCUAGGUCUGAUGAUCAGUUGUUGGUUGGGUGCACGCAGCCUCAUCGAGUUGCAGCCAUGUCCGCGGCACGUCGUGUCGCUGAAGAGAUGGAUGUAAAGAUCGGGGAAGAAGUCGGUUACACAGUCCGUUUUGAGGAUCGCAGUAGCCCCCGAACGGUGCUCAAGUACCUGACUGAUGUAAUGCUUCUGAGGGAAGCUAUGGUGGAUCCUCUCUUUUUGAGAUACAAAGUGAUUAUCGUUGACGAAGUUCAUGAUAGAAGUUUAGCCACAGAUUUACUUAUUAGUAGUAUUCUUAACCGCACCUUGAUUAGCCGACCUGAUCUUAAGCUUGUUGUUAUGAGUGCAACCCUACAGGUUUUUAACAAAAGGUAUUUUAGAGGUGCGCCUCUCAUCAAAAUCCCUUCUGGUAGGCUCCUCCAUCCAGUGGAGAUCUUGUACACUCGAGAACCUGUGAUGGACUAUCUCGAGUCUGCCAUAAGCAAAGUUAUCGAGAUUCACAUGUGUGAACCAACAGGUGACGUUCUUGUUUUCUUGACCGGGAAAGAAGAGAUUGAACAUGCUUGCAGCAGAAUUCUUUGCAACACAAGAUCUUCGAUCCUACACCACCACCACUUUCAGUGA